AUUUUCAUAGUUUCCCAGCUGGUCUUGACGCCCAGUAAGCACAAACGUGAAAUGAGGAACUAGCUAUGUUACUCCGCCCCCUUGGUAAGAAUUAAGCGGCAAGACGAGGUAAAGUUUGAGGCGACCGUUAGCUCCACAGUGUUAGCUAUCAACGGGGAAGUGCGGUGAAGGAACAUACCUCAGACGUAGUCGGACUAGUCCACAGUCAGGUACAAUGAGACAGAUAUUGCUGCUCGCCCUGCUUGCUGUUUUGUUCUCAGCUGUCUUCGCAAAGGGGGGGAGGAGACAGCAGAGGCAAGAUGUGCAGAAUGAUGUAGCUGAUGAUAUAGAAGAGGGUGGUGAGGAGGAGAGAGAAGAUGAAGAAGAGGAAAUUGAUCCAUAUGCCGAAGAAAAGAGGCUACGAAUGCGAAUUGACCUAUGCAAAAAGAAGAAGUGUUACCGCGGUGAAGUGUGUCGCCUCAACAACUGGCAGCAGGCUGAAUGUGUGUGUCUCACCGAUUGCGAGCCCGAGAUUGAUCCUCGUUAUCACGUUUGCAGCACAAAAAACCAGACCUACUUCAGCGAGUGUGAGCUGGAUCGCGAUCACUGUCUGUGUAAGAUGAAACAGCCCGGCUGCAGCAACGCCAGGCUCAACAAAAUACAACUCGAUUACUUUGGGGCCUGCCGAAAACUCACAAAGUGUCCCGACAAUGAAUUUGAGGAAUUCCCAAUAAGGAUGAAGGAAUGGUUGUUCCUCGUUAUGAAACAGCUGGCUUCCCGGGAUGAGCUCGGCGAAUAUAUUGACCUCCUGGACAAGGCCAAGAAUGAUGCCAACCACACAGAGGCCGUGCUCUGGAAGUUCUGUGACCUGGACUCCAGUCCUCAAGACAGACAAGUGUCUCGGAGGGAACUGCAAUACAUUGUUCAGUCUUUGAAGGCGUGGGAGCACUGCCUUGUUCCCUUCCUGGCCAUGUGCGAUCAAGACAGCAAUCGCAAGAUCACGCUUACAGAAUGGGGAGCUUGCCUCGGCGUUAACUCAAAGAACAUCUCGGACAGAUGCAUUGACAUCCGGGCACGGGCCAAGAGACACUAGAUGGAAUGAGUCCAAGCUGUGCAAAACCCCAUACAGCAUAACUGAAGAAAGCCAUACCGAUAAGGAACAUACGUUUUAAAAGAGUUGUAAUACACAAACAACAUACAUUAAUUUCAGGCACCAAAGGGCAAGGAAACGAAAACAAAUCACACUUUAUACUUAAUAAUAAUAAUUAAAUGUUUAAAGUUUAACAUUGCAUCUGCAAUAAUAAAGUAAUACAAAUAUUAGUAUCUCAGUCAUAUAGAGAUAUUUAAACACAAUAUCCAAUGUAAUUAGUUCAGAGAUUUACAUCUUUGAAAUUAUUUUCAUGAAAGUGAAAUUUUAAAUAAGAGAUCAAUAGCCUUAAUGUACUUACAAAAUAUAUAACAUGAGAUGGUCUGCUUUCUCGUUAACACUGGUGCUACUUCGGAGAAGACUGUAAUCACUGCCAAACAGAUUUUUGUUGAACUGCAAUAAAUCACAAGAUAACAUUGA
Molecule: messenger RNA, 1546 nt
Organism: Haliotis rubra (blacklip abalone)
Lineage: Eukaryota; Metazoa; Mollusca; Gastropoda; Lepetellida; Haliotidae
Product: SPARC-like
Exons: 10
Coding region: 215-1072 (285 amino acids)
Biological process (GO): anatomical structure development
Molecular function (GO): extracellular matrix binding; calcium ion binding; protein binding
Source: RefSeq, a predicted model, not a curated record